Messenger RNA from Eleginops maclovinus (Patagonian blennie), 4973 nucleotides. It is a transcript of the gene rassf3, whose product is annotated as Ras association domain family member 3. Gene Ontology annotation, biological process: signal transduction. The transcript has 7 exons. Lineage: Eukaryota; Metazoa; Chordata; Actinopteri; Perciformes; Eleginopidae. The record is from RefSeq and is a predicted model, not a curated record. Bases 56 to 1324 code for a protein of 422 amino acids. Gene Ontology annotation, cellular component: cytoplasm.
GUUUAACAGAGCGCUCACACCUCCACCGGGCAGCAGAGCAGGAGGAGUGCGCGUGAUGUUUAACGUCGUGCACCAGGUUCGGAAGUACGUCCCCACGCGCUCCUCGGUCACGGAUGACAUCACCGUACGGACGGUGCAGGUGAACAAAUCCCCUGGGACGAUGCGUGAGGCACCUGAGGCUACCUGGCCGCCCCCGGGUGCCAAAAUGCGGAUCUCCAAGGCCAACAAGGGCGCAGCGGUGGUGAAGGCCGUCCGGCGGCAUCCGUCCCCGCAGCCGGCCAGCCUGGAGAGCCUGGAGGCGGCUUGGAGUGAGAGAGCGACCCCGGAGGUUAGGCCACCGGAGAGGAGCCCCGAGGGGAGAAACGGAGAGCCAGCCGGGAUGGAAGGAGGAGGAGGGCCUCCCAGGGUCAGGAAGAAGGGUUUCAGACCCCCGGAUGUGAGGACCAUCUUCUCCCCCGGAGAGAGGGACCCCCGGGUGGAAGAGGAGUCCGGGGAGGGCCACAACUUCGAGUCCGGAGGGGAAUACAACUGGUGUGAUGUGUGCUGCAGCUACAUCUUCCAGCAAGGGCUCACAUGUGCAGGGUGUAAGUACGCAUGUCACGCUGCGUGUCGGGACCGAGUGUCACUGGAUUGUCAUCCUGCAGCUUCUCCCUUCAGUCAGGACCAGCUCAACAACAACACCCUGCUACAGGAUGCGGAGAAGGAGCGAGAGCUGCGGACGGAGUUCAGCAGGGAGGAAAUCCGACAGAAGAUCGAGCAGUACAACUCUCUGACCAAAGACUUGCUCAAGAUGACACUCAAUCCCACUGGUGUGUAUACUGGUUUCAUCAAAGUUCAGCUGGACCUGAGGAGGCCGGUGACAAUGCGGGGGGGUCAGAGAGGAGCAGGAGGGGGGCUGGUGAAGGAUGCCUUCUAUCUGCCCCGCGGAGUCACCAACACCCUCCACAUCAGCUCCAAUAACACCGUCAGACAGGUGAUCGUCGCCCUGCUGAGCAAGUUCACAGUCCAAGACAACCCGGCCAAAUACGCCUUGUACAAACGCUACCGCAGGGAGGAGCAGGUGUAUGUGUGUAAGCUGGCGGAUGGCGAGCAGCCGUUGUUUCUGCGUCUGGUGGCGGGACCUGAAGCCGACACGCUCAGCUUCGUACUGAGAGAACAGACCGGAGAAGUCUUGUGGGAUGCCUUCUCCAUCCCAGAGCUGCGUAACUUCCUGCGGAUCCUCGACAAGGAGGAGGAUGAGCAGAUGGAGGCGGUGAUUCGUCGCUACGGAUUUUACCGGCAAAGACUGCAGGAGGCGAUGCGGGAGCUCAGAGGACCCUCUUAGAGGAAUUGCCUUCCGAAAAACAGGACUACUGCCCCAUACAGGCUCGGAGCAGGGGAUUUUCUUACAUUCAGAGGAGCUGAAUCUACAUUUUGACGAGGAGAGGCAUUUGAGAACAAAGGAUUCUGCGCCCGGACGAAGGGAUCAUACAAACAUUCAAAGGAAAUAAACUGAGAAAGGAUCAACGGAGAAGAUUUGGUUGCUGGAGUUUGAUUCAGCCUGGAUUAAAGACUUCACACUGCUGCCUGCUCACACCAAAGAGUCACUACAAAGUGCCAUAUCCACUCCUCCUCUCUCCAUGCAUCCCUCUGUUCUUCUUCCACUCUGUCCUGCUGUCACAUAAUUUAUCUUUAGGUCCCCCUUUUUAUCCCUUUACACUUGUGAAAGACUCAAGGCCAUAUGUUGAGUUAGAGGUUUAUUUAAUGUUUUUGUUUUUAAAGGUCUGUACAUAUUUUUCUUUCUUAAUUUAUAUGGGUGAAGCUUUUUGUUGUUUCAUUUUGUUUUUCUCGAAACAAAAAGUCUUAUUUUGUUCUGUUUUUUUGUUGAGAGGCGGAGCAACAGUCCGGUGGUUGAUACAGACACGGAGAAUAGUUGAGAAUAUUGAGCAUGAGCAUCGACUUACACAUUACAGGACUAGCAGAUCAUUUAGACAAUAGCCUUUGAGUUAAGAAGCUGCAUUAUCAUUGAUUUUUGCCUGAAUGAUCCCGAAAGUUGAGAAAUAUUUAAGUGAAGAAGUAAGAAGUAGGUAUGGAGUCUUCAGUGUGCCAAAGAGAAAAUGCAUUUAGUUUUUAUUAUAAUUAUUUUACUUUACUUUCAUAGCUGUUGAUUAUAUGUGAAAAUGACAACAAAACAAGACAACAGAGGGACAACACAUAAGGAAUAUUAACGUUAAAUUACAUGUACUAUUUAAUCACUAUUUUAAUUUCUGGGUAAUUGCUUUAUAGAUUAAGAAAAUGUAACAGUUAUGUUUUACAAAUAUUUUUCUAUAUUAUUAUUUUCAGGGUACUUAUGUGCCUUGCUCUUACAUGAUCUUCAAAGCAAAUAAGCAGAGUCUCCUUUAACUCUUAUUUCCAUUAUAUUGAGACUUUAAUCACCUAUAACUUAUCAAACAUAGAACUUUGUUAUUUGUUAAGUUUAAAAAAAGGUGUUUAUAAUACACUUAUUUGAAAUGCAUAAAUACAUUGCUUUUUUAAUGAAUCAAUGAUUGAUUGAUAUCUUUGAUUAGUAUUUGUAUUCUGAUUAUAGGCACACUUUGGACUCCAUAGGAAGUGAUUCCUGAAAGUGAAUGUUGUAGACGUGGGUACAGAGGAAUAAAAGGUGCAUUUCAGGUUUAAUGUGACUGAAAACAAAAACUCUAAUGGCAAAUAAUGAAAGCGGAACGGUUUCAUACUGACUGACUAAAACAAAAAAGAGUCUAAAUGGAAGCUGAUGAGGGGAGUGCAGGAAGAGACGUGGUUUUAGUGUGAAGGUAGUUAUUUAAUGGCGGGGGGGAUGAUUUAGUUGGAUUUGAAGCUGAAGGUGGUAAUGUAGAUUGGAUAGACUUGACCUCUAACCUUUGGCCCUGCAUGGCAGAGGAGGAGGAGUGACGGUUUCUGGAAGUUGACUGAGAAGAUGGAGAAAGUAGAAGAGAAGGAAACGUAGGACAGUAGUGAGCAGUUUGACGUUUAUGGGAUUUUCUGUCUUUUUGCGUUUUUCUGCAUUAAUGAAAGCUCCUGUGACCCACAGCUCAGAGAAAUAAGGGAGGUGUUAGGUCCGCAGAGAACAGCGGAGGGAAAAAUGGCUGACCUGUCUUGUUCUCGUGUUUUUGUGCUCUUUUCUCAGCACAAGAAGCCUUAACCUCCCUUACAACCCGAGGUUCAGCUGGCGGAUAAAAGGAAAAGAACGAAUGAAAGAAAGAUAUGCAAAGUGCGAACGAAUGUACACAGGUGGAGGCGUUUUUGUGCAGUAAAGGUCCAUGACAUGUUUUGCAAGGAGCUGCCUUAAAUAUAUAUGCAAUGUUAUCUGUAGUAAUUGCAAUUCAUCAUUUAUGGCUUAGAGACCAAAGAGUUUGUCAAUGUAGUUUUGUUGAAAAACUGUAUUUUUUUCUGUUUUUUGCAUCAGCAGUUAUUCAGAUAUUUGAUCAAACACCAUACAUGCAAUUUAAGAUUAAACAAAGACAAUCAUUUGAACCACAAGUCAUUAAAAGGGGAUGAGUUGAGCCGAAUGAAGUGCAACACUGUCCCCUAGUGGACAAACCCUGCAUCUCACAUUUCUGUGUCAAACUCUCAUAGGUUUAUUUUUUGUUAUAACCAAAGUGAUUUUUAUGGUGUUGCCUGGAGCAAAACAUAUAUCAGAGGCCUGUUCCCUCUGAAGGGAUCACAUAUAAAGUUUAGAGUUUUAUUUAAAGGGGUUUCGACCCUGGUUUAUUUUAUUAUCGAACACUGGGUUAAUGAUAUGGAAGCAAAAGGUCAGGAUGAUUUGAAUUUUAUAAGCAGCUGAAUGACUAAUUGUGACUUUUAAAGGGCCACUCUUUUAGGAGGCAGAGAGGGCAGUAUAGAAGACAACGUUGUGUUGCAUUAUGGGAAAUGUAGGAUCUAGCAUUUUUGGCUCUGGGAUCUAAAAUUAGAUAAUUUUGUACUGCUGCUUUUUGAAACGUCCCUUUAGUACCCCAGUGUUAACUUUAAAUACCACUGAAUUUAGAUUAAGUAUUUUUAAAUAUAUUUUAUGUUUUCCCAUUAUUUAAUUUGAAGAAGUCCAAGUGUAAACAUGUGCAUUUUUAAAUGUUUUAUUCAGAUGUUUAACUUUUGGGGGAAAAUCUCCUUAUUCCAUUUACUAAAACUUAAUUGCUUAUUUAUCGGGUCAUAAAUUUAAUUCAGACAUAAAAUAAAGUCAGUCAAACAUGUGAAAUUAAAAUAUCAAAAUUCUAACUUUUGCAGAUCUUGAAAUUCAUUCUGGAUAUAAAAGAAAAAUCACACAAAUUUGGGAUUCAGUUGCUUUUAAAACGUUCAAAGUAUGUUUGCCUUUUUUGCUUCCCUAUAAUAUAAUUUAAAUGAUACAAAGUCUGCAUGGAAACAGUUAAUGCAUCUUAAAGCCUUGUUGUUGUUGUUUGUGUAUCUGAUAAACAACUCUUUCUGCCAAGUACCAGACUAAUCGUAUCAACUAAUUCAGUUAUUUGGGCACUUUAACUUUGAAUUCAGGGAACACGGGUUUUUUUCAUUUUUCUUUUCUCUCUUUAAUCUACCGCCAUCACACUCUGUACUUUACCUUAACAUCUGAUACACUAUAAUCUUAUUUUGAAAGAUUUUGUUAAGCUCCACUCUUAAUUAAACAUUUUAUUUUCAAACAAAUGGAAGUACAGUUUGACUGAGGGUUUUUGUUUUUUUUAAGCUCAUUUUAUUUUUGUCUUUCGUAUAUUUUGAGUUUAGAUGUUAGACUGUGAAUGGUUUUGUUGAAUCUCGCAUGUUGUUCCUGUUUAGUGUUUUUGUAAACAUACAUGCUCUCUGUACGCACUACUUGGCUAAAUAAUAUUAAAGCAUGCGUUAUGUUAGAGAAAACUGGGGGUCAGGCAGCAGUCGGAGAAACACUUUGAGUGAAAAUCUGAUGUUUUUAUCUUAAAUGUCGUCAGAUGCUGGUAGGAAGUGAGGCUUGAUGAUUAAAUAACCUUUUAUGCAAA